AUGUGGAAAUCAGAGGAUUCUCAUUCUCGGCUGGCCCCUCACCCAACUGAGCAGAGUGUAUCAACUAACAAAAUAAGUGAGUCCUUGCCGUUGGAUGAAAUCGACGAGAGCACGGCAUCGUCGGUACUGGUACCACUUCCUACGAAAGUGCAUCCUCGUAAAAGCAAAAUUUGGAGAGACUUGGGAAAUGUGUCAGAGGAAUCUUCCCAUACGAAAUUUUAUAAGAGAAACAGAGAGAAGAAGGAGUUCGAACAGACGACCAGGGAGGAAUUCUACAGUAUAUCCGAGUCGAUGUCAGGGUCAUCAGACACUUUCGAGUGUAUCCAUGGCCCUCACGGCAAAGAAUACACGGCGAAAGGGUUGCUGAAAAGAAAUAUUUUGAAGAACUUGGAUCCUAUUCCGAAAGACCCCAAAUGGAAUACCGAUUGUCCUCCGUCAUUCGGCUGGGAUAUGGCUCAGAUACUCGAGGAUAUGGUUCGGUGUCCCACCGUAGAGAGACAGAUAGAUCGCUUCCAGGAACAUCUCAGUGACUUCGCCAGAACCAGCAGCAAUGGAUACCGUAUUGACGUUCUGAGCAACGUUUGCAAAGUUUUAAACUACUUACUAGAGGCGGUAGCCGAUUAUCCUAUCCUAAAGCCUGGACUGGUGUCACUACUGAAGAACUUGAAGCACCCCAUUUUUUUAGUCAAGGCAUCCGACGUGGUCACCUAUUUCGACAAGCUUAUGAACUUCAUUGGGUAUAUAGGUUUCCUCUUAAUAGAGCUGGAAGACGAAACACUCUUCGAUAUAGUAGCUGCUGCUGUGAUCUGGCACCUGACGGCUCCGGAUAAGAUGAGAGGGCCGGGGACGGUUCACCUGCGACACUCCUUGACUGCAGCAGCUCCCGUACUCCGUCAGACCACCGUCAGAAUGCUCGCCAUCGCCAGAUCACAUAAAUUCCCCAUAUUUUUGGAGAUCGCACUUCUUCUAGCUUACGAUACGGCGGAGAAUUGUACGUUUGUCUAA
Molecule: messenger RNA, 1005 nt
Organism: Spodoptera littoralis (African cotton leafworm)
Lineage: Eukaryota; Metazoa; Arthropoda; Insecta; Lepidoptera; Noctuidae
Source: the annotation of a GenBank genome assembly